AUGUCUAAAUCGGUUGCUAGAUUAAAAUCAAUGAAAAAAGUGGCUGAUAAAGUCGAUCAUUCGUCCAAGUUACGGACGAAUAUUCCUGCAGGAAUGGCUGCUGCUGGACCACCUUUAGGACCUAUGCUUGGCCAGCGCAAUAUAAAUAUCGCAGCGUUCUGCAAAGAUUUUAAUGAACGGACAGCUAACAUCAAACCUGGUAUACCCCUACCUACAAGAGUUAAAGUUAAUUCCGAUCGAUCUUACCAACUUACUAUUCAUCAACCUCCUGCUACAUAUUUUUUAAAACAGGCUGCUGGUGUAAGUCGGGGUGCUAUGCUUCCUGUAAGGGAAACUUGUGGCAAAAUUACAUUGAAACAUAUAUAUGAAAUCGCUAAAAUUAAGUCUCAGGAUCCACCACUUGAAUGGAGGCCUUUACAAGAAAUAUGUACAAUGUUAAUAGCAACAGCAAGGACAUGUGGAAUUGAAGUUGUAAGAGAUCUUGAUGCUAAGGAAUAUGGUGAAUUCCUUGAAGAAAGAAAACAAGUAAUAGAAGAACAAAAGAAAAUGCUACAAGAGAAGCGAGAAGCCAAAAUGUUGAGAACAGCGUAA
Parnassius mnemosyne (clouded apollo) is the source of this 591-nucleotide messenger RNA. The record is from the annotation of a GenBank genome assembly. Lineage: Eukaryota; Metazoa; Arthropoda; Insecta; Lepidoptera; Papilionidae.